CAAGAUAAGCUGAGUUCAAUGGAGAACUUGGUGAGCUGUUGUCUGAUGAGUCCAUUGGCCCCUUCCACCUUUACCAAGGAUUGUGGGAAAUAGGGAAUGUGGAGCUUCCAGGAAAUGCUGAGAGUCUCCAACACGAGCUCCAUGACCCUAGAAGUGAAGGCUGGUCUUUUGUAUGGCCUUUGGCCUUUUGUUGGUCUGUGGCAGGCCAAAUCUAGGGACGAUGUGGUCCAGGAGUACUUGGGCCACCACAUCUGCUGUUUCCCUGGAGGUGGGAAAGGCUUCUAUCCAUCCAGUUGGUCUCCUUGAAACUGGUGCAGAGGCUGACAAAUCUAGAUGGCCCCCUGUGGAUUGGCCUUAGCACACAUCUGUCAGGAGGUGUGAACUGUAAUUGGCUGGAACUGGGUGACCUUGAGAGCUUCCUGAGUGAGUUCAGCCGCUGCUGCUAAGGCUCUCAAGCAUGGCUACCAUCCACAGAUCAUGGGGUCCAGUUGUUUGGACAAGAAUGCUAUGGCCCAGUCCAAAGGCACAAAUGGUUUGGACUAGAUCCCUGGUGGCCACUCCCAACCUUUCAUCUGUAUAAAGGUGAUAAGGUCAAGAAGGAUCUGGAAGAGCUAGGGUAGGGGCUGUUAAAAUUGCAUCUCGCAGUAAAGAGAAGUGGCUGGCGGCAGACAGUGGCCAGGUGCGUGAGGGGCCCCUUGGGAGUCUUUCUGGCUGCCUGGUAAGGUGCUUGGCCACAAUGACAAAGUUAGGGAUCCAGUGAAGGAAGAAUCCCAUCAGGCCCCAAAAUGAGAGAAUCUGGUUUGCAGUUGUCGGGGAACUGUAAAUCCUGCAGGGCUUGGGCCCUGUCAGAGGGUCUUAUACUCGGGCCUGAGUUGAACACCCGAUACACCACAGUGGGAGAACAUAGCUGAGCCAUAGAUGGGGAAACACAGUAUCCUAGGGAGCUGAGGUAGUUCAGGAGCAAAGAGGUUGCCUGUUGGUGCAGAGGCAGAGUGGAGCUACAGAGAGGGAGGUCAUCUACAUAUUGAAUGAGUGUUUUAGGACCAGUGUCAGAGGUGGAGAGAUCCGGAGCCAAAGUGUGACCAAAGAAAUGGGGGACUGUCCUGAAAACCCUGAGGGAGAACAGUCCAUGACUGAAUUUACUCUUAAAGAAACCAUGUCCUCUGGAGGUGCUGAAGAUGACAUCCCACAGGGAGAGCGGAAGACAGUUACAGAUUUCUGUUAUCUUUUGGAUAAAUCCAAGCAGCUGUUCAAUGGAUUAAGAGAUUUGCCGCAGUAUGGACAGAAGCAGUGGCAGUCCUACUUUGGAAGAACAUUUGAUGUUUACACAAAACUCUGGAAAUUCCAGCAACAGCAUCGACAAGUAUUGGAUAAUCGGUAUGGCUUGAAGCGGUGGCAAAUAGGGGAAAUUGCUUCCAAGAUUGGGCAGCUGUAUUACCACUAUUAUUUACGAACAUCUGAGACCAGCUAUCUGAAUGAGGCUUUCUCUUUCUACUCUGCGAUCAGACAGAGAUCAUACUACUCUCAAGUUAAUAAAGAGGACAGGCCUGAGUUGGUUGUUAAGAAACUCCGAUACUAUGCAAGAUUUAUAGUAGUUUGUCUUCUUCUUAACAAAAUGGAUGUUGUGAAAGAUCUGGUAAAGGAAUUGUCUGAUGAAAUUGAAGAUUAUACUCAUCGCUUUAAUACUGAAGAUCAAGUAGAGUGGAACCUGGUGCUUCAAGAGGUGGCAGCAUUUAUUGAGGCGGACCCUGUGAUGGUAUUAAAUGAUGAUAACACCAUUGUUAUCACAUCCAAUCGCCUCGCUGAAACAGGAGCUCCAUUGCUGGAGCAAGGCAUGAUUGUGGGACAGUUGUCUCUAGCUGAUGCACUCAUUAUUGGUAAUUGUAAUAAUCAGGUUAAAUUCAGUGAAUUAACUGUUGACAUGUUCCGGAUGUUGCAAGCUUUGGAGAGGGAGCCAAUGAAUUUAGCAUCCCAGAUGAAUAAACCAGGAAUACAGGAAUCAGCUGACAAGCCCACCAGACGAGAAAACCCCCACAAGUAUCUGCUCUACAAACCAACCUUCAGCCAGCUGUAUACUUUCUUAGCAGCAUCUUUUAAGGAGCUGCCUGCCAAUAGUGUGCUUCUGAUUUACCUGUCAGCCACUGGCGUUUUCCCCACAGGUCGUUCUGAUGGUGAAGGUCCUUACGACUUUGGAGGUGUACUUACUAAUAGUAACCGGGACAUUAUAAAUGGAGAUGCAAUCCACAAACGAAAUCAGUCCCACAAGGAAAUGCACUGCCUUCAUCCUGGAGAUCUCUAUCCAUUCACAAGGAAACCCCUGUUUAUCAUCGUCGACUCCUCCAACAGUGUUGCCUACAAGAAUUUCACAAACUUGUUUGGACAGCCACUCGUCUGCUUGCUUUCUCCCACGGCAUAUCCAAAAGCUUUGCAAGAUCAGUCUCAGCGAGGUAGCCUCUUCACUCUCUUUUUGAACAAUCCUCUAAUGGCCUUCCUAUUUGUGUCUGGAUUGUCAAGCAUGCGUAGAGGCCUGUGGGAAAAGUGUCAAGAAUAUCUUCGAAAAAUCAACCGUGAUAUUGCCCAGCUACUGACCCAUUCACGUUCCAUAGAUCAGGCCUUUCUCCAGUUUUUUGGAGAUGAGUUUCUUCGAUUGCUUCUCACAAGGUUUGUCUUCUGUUCAGCCACCAUGAGGAUGCACAAGGCCUUUCGGGAAACUCGAAAUUACCCAGAAUCCUAUCCACAACUGCCAAGGGAUGAAACUGUGGAGAAUCCUCACCUUCAGAAGCAUAUUUUAGAAUUGGCCUCCAUUCUGGAUGUUCGGAACAUCUUCUUUGAGAAUUCUAUGGACGACUAUUAAAACCCUCUUGUUUAACAGUUUUCAUCUUCCACAGGUUUUAAACGGUGCAGUUUUUAUGUAAUGACAGAGACCGUUACUCAGUUUUUUGUUUUUGUUUUGUUUGUUUUUUUGUGUGAAUUUAGGAACCACCAUUUUAAAGGCAAACUGAAAAAAAGUUCAAAGUUUUAGGAUAACUUUUAAAAUAUAAUCUUUCAAGUCUUUUAAAGUCUCAAUCUUGAAAUUUUUAUUUUUUGGUUUUGAAAUUAGAUACUUACCUCCAACAUCUAAUCCUACAUUCAGAUAGGUACUAUUGCCUCCCUAAGAAGAAUAAAUUGUUUAUUUUUACAUAAUGAGAAUAAUCCAGAAGUUAUACUUGGACCUUUAAAUGUCUGGAUUUAGGAAAUAUCUAACUGUUCAUAGUGGUGAAACUGGCCACAUGGACUACUGAAAAUCAAGAGCAGAGCCCUUCUGUAGAGUUUCUUCUCACUCCACGAUAAUAGGUAGGAAAAUAAUGUACAAAGGGAUUUCUUGAGAUCACUGAAUUUCAUUAAAUGUUUUCAAACUUUUAGAAUCUGUUUAGGGUUGAUUUACAUCUGGAAAUUAAAUCUUCAAUUGGAA
This is a messenger RNA of Peromyscus eremicus (cactus mouse), 3451 nucleotides long. RefSeq names its product suppressor of cancer cell invasion (gene Scai). The record is from RefSeq and is a predicted model, not a curated record. Gene Ontology annotation, molecular function: transcription corepressor activity. Gene Ontology annotation, cellular component: nucleus. The coding region runs from base 1091 to 2854 and encodes 587 amino acids. The transcript has 17 exons. Lineage: Eukaryota; Metazoa; Chordata; Mammalia; Rodentia; Cricetidae. Gene Ontology annotation, biological process: DNA-templated transcription.